GUGUCUUCAUCCGACACUCAACGAAUGUCACACGUAAUAUUUAGCACAUAUGACCCCUGGGUAUCUAUGGAAAAUUUAUCUACAAUGAAAAUGUUUAGAAGUACAUGAUUUUCCUCUUCUUUGCGACCAAGGCGAUUAAUAAGGAUUCCCUUUGCAUUCACUUCGCAUGCAAGAAAGGGUGGGAAAAAUUCCCGGGUACUUCCCCCGUCGCGUAUUCUAAGCGCGAAUUUUAUUUCUGGAGUCUGGAAGUCAAUGUGCGACUGCGGCUACAAAGCUAAGCAAAAAAAAAAAUAAAAAUAAAAAAGAGUUUAGUUAAUUCAACGAUAAGUUCACAUAACUGAAGUUGUAGAAUGGAUACAGACGCCGUUCCUACCAGUGGUUGGAUGAUCGCAAAAGGAAUUCCUGGAGACGGCAACAAUAUGCCAAAUAUAAUUUAUACUUGCUAUAACAUGCUAGUAAACACAAUUAUGGAUACAAAAUGUGAUGCUUCAAUAUAUUGGUACAAUAAAGAAAUAUAUGUGUGCCUCAGCAAAGUUCUUUCUAUGCUCACUGGGGAAGAUUUUACAAUACCAGAAUCUGAGAAAGUCAUUUCACAUCAAGAUGUCUUAUCACUUUUCAUUGAGAUAGGAAAGAAUGAAACAUUAACUUGCAAAAUAUUCCAUGCAUUAAAAAGUUUGAGUAUUUGUACUUUGGUUAUUUGGAUGUUAAAAUCUGUGAAUGAAGACAAAUUACACCAAGAUCAUUUUGAAAAAAUUUCCAAUGCUUUGACAACACCACCCUUUGACUGUAUAAUUGAGGAUUCUGUUUGUAAAUGGUCAUCGAGGGAAACUCUACAUGUGUUGUUUCAUCAAAUCAAUGCUUCUGAUUUGGAGAAAAUUGAAGAACAUCCAGAUGAUUUGACUCAAUACAAAGCAUAUGUUGCUGGAUUUACUGAGUAUAACUCUGGAAAUUAUGAAAACGCUCUGCAACUUAUGCAAACUUUUACAAAAAAUACUGAAAAAUAUAGCUCAGGUCUUUUGCAACUUAAUCUUGCCAAUGUAUUCAACUUAAUUGGAUGUUGUUAUGCAAAUCUUGGAUUGGACCAUACUGCAAUUUUGUAUUUCAGAAAAGCCAUACAAUGUGAGGACAAUCAUUUUGCUUGCCACCUAAACAACAUUAAAAUAUUGUAUUGUAAAUUAGGAAAUUUGGAUGCUGCUUCUCAAUUAAUGGAUAUGCUUGUAUCAUCAUUCGGUAUAGAAAGGCCAGAAAGGACCACAAAUCAUAUUUUAUUACUACACUCUAAAACAUAUGUAGAAAUCGCUGUAUUGUCUAAUAUCUCACACUGGGGUUGCCAGAGAACUACAAAUGAUUCAAUUUCAGCGAUAUAUGUUGCUGCAAAGACUAGCCUUCGUGCUGAGCAUUAUCAGAAAUCUGCUAUGUACUAUGAUAAGAUCUUAAGUGAGCAAAAUAACACUUUGUCGCUGGAAAACCAAAAAAUAAAAACCCUGUCGUUACCAUCGGAAGAACAAAUUCUAGCUGAGAGAGAAUUAGCUCGCAGUGGAGACAAUAGUGAGGUCAAUGAGGAGGACAAAAAUGAAUUUGCAAAAAUGAAAAUGCAUUUUACGCAGCUUUUAAACAAACUCGACAACUUGUACUCGAACCUAUAUACAAAUUGUGAAAACGAAUUAUUGAAGGAAUUUAUUAACACAGCACGAACCCUUUAUUAUUGCCUCUGUUAUACUUUAUGCUAUUCAAAACGAUUUGUAAAUAAUGCAGAGGAGGAAAAUAUAAUUCGUUCUCAUCUUACCGAGUUGGAAAGAUUUGAAAUUACAAACUACUAUCCUCUACAUUUGGAUGAAUCAAACCUGGAUAAAAAUCUUCUUCAAGAUGCGAAAAUUAUUUUAGGAUAUUUAAAUGAUGUUCGAGCAAAACUUCUGUUGAAUAAAGUGAUUAUGUUAGUCUGUAUUGACAAGAAUGCAGAAACGUUUCAAGUGCUACAAAAUGUUCUAAAAUUGGCACCGCAAGAUAUAGAAAUAAGAUGGAAGCUCACUUUAAUGCUGUGGAAACUUGGAUACAAAAAUGAAGCUUGUAAAACGUGGAUGAAAACAAGAGCACUUGAUUACAGAAUGACUGCAAAACAGAUUAUGCAAACUGUAUCUGAAAGACCAUCAAAGGAAACAGGAGAACGAGAAAAAAAGCUUUAUCAGAGAGAUGUAGCAAUUCUAAAGGAACUAUACACAAGUAAACAGUUGGUUCAAAAGGGGGAAACUUGAAAUACUUUGUGAUUGAAGUUCCAAAUUGUAGAUCACUUAUUGCACAGUGCGGUUUGUAAACCUACAUGAAGAGAUUGAAUUGCUCAGCCAUUUUUUUGAAUUAAAUUUUCAGCAGACUUUAUGCUGUUGUCAG
Molecule: messenger RNA, 2385 nt
Organism: Styela clava
Lineage: Eukaryota; Metazoa; Chordata; Ascidiacea; Stolidobranchia; Styelidae
Biological process (GO): interstrand cross-link repair
Cellular component (GO): Fanconi anaemia nuclear complex
Molecular function (GO): protein binding
Source: RefSeq, a predicted model, not a curated record